AUGGAGCCUACCGAGGACCAGAUCUCGCAAGUCAUUGACUUUGCAGGUCUCGACCGCUUGGCCGACCGGGACAUGGUGAUCCAGGCGCUCAAGAAUAACGGCGGCAACAGCGAAGCGGUGAUCAUGAGCUACUUUGAUAAUCCCGAUAGCUUUCGACAACGCUUUACCAUGCAAUGGAAUGAUAGCAUGUUUGGCGCAGACCGGAACGGCGAAAAUGACAACACCGCCGGCUCCUCUUUCCACAUCGAGGAACCGAAUCCGAACCCUUCGUUUUUUAUCGAAUCCAUGGAUAACUCGAUGCAUGAAGGCGACGUCAUUGCGGGAGUCACGCCGCCGCCUGAUAGGUACAGCCUAGGAGCACCCUCCCGACCUCCUUCCAGAUCCAAUGCCAAAUCCCCCUUAGGACGAAUGAUAGAUAUCACGGCCUCCGAUGCUCCCAGGUUUGUUGACCAAACCGACCAAGAUCAGCUUAGCCAAGAUAUGGAGCGAGCCCUACGCGAAUCUGCCCAAGAAGCCGGAAUAGCUGCCCCUGGGCAAGAGUCGGGAGUCCUAGAAAACUAUGCAUCUACACCACAUUUUGGGCCCGCGACGAGAACGCAAUAUGAAAACGAUGACUGGGCUAUGGUGCGACUUGCCGCUACUGCCAGCAGGGCUUCGAAUGCAUUACCUGCCUCGGAUCGACAGCGAAAGACGGAUGCCCCGGCGUUUCUGGUACAACACCCAAACACUGUGGGCUCUCAUAAGCUGGGCGGUGUUUUGACAAUUCUGCACGAGAUUCCCCUAGCACGAAAUGCUCUUCUUCGAUGCGGAGAACCUUGCGAAGCCUAUGGAUUUGACAGUGAGUGGUGGCAAGGCAAAAGCAUCACACCUGUGCAGUCAGUCCAUGUGCAGACACCUGGUAGUGAUUUGGAAUCGCCACAGGAAGAGGAUGCGACCCCAGGAUUUGAAGCCGAGAUCCACAGGCUGAUGGCUUUUCUCGACUCUACCGAGCGAAGCUACGGCUCUUCCAGCAUCUUGACGAACAUGAUCCCGGACCCCGCGACGGGAGUGGAGAAGCAGUUCUACGAGCAUCUAGGGCAAAGACAUGGAGAGCAUCUCCAUCCUCUUACCCAAGUCGCUUCACUCACUCUUUUGCAUGACGACGGCUCCAGCGACGAACCCAGCGACGGAGAUGCUAGAUUUGGCUUGCUCGAGAUUGAGCAUCUGAAAGGUGACUAUAAUCAUAUCAAGACGCUCUACGAAGCCUUGGACCAUCUCAUGUGGAGCGAUGUGCUCUCGUGGAAUGAGAUCAGCGACGAGUCGAAGAUGGCUGUGUUCAAGGACAUGGGAGAGGUACUGGCCUUGAAAUUCGGUGGCGAGGGUCCCGAAGACUCUCUGGAUAUACCAACCGAGUUCUACCCAGAAAGAUAUCUCACAACCCGGAAACGUGAAGCAGGUCGCAUUCAAACGGCCUGGUGUGAGACGAAACUCGCCAUGAUGAGAAUUGCGCGAGAGGAGAAAGAGGUACGCGAAUGGCGAGACGAUUUCAAUCAGAUCUCGUUUAAUAAGAAAGCCAAGAUGGAAAAGGCUGUCGAACACUGGAAAGUGUUCGAGAAAUAUCUGCAAAGUGCUGGCCAGUUCGCCGGUAUGCAGCAAUCCGGCUUCGAUACAAAUAGAUUUCCUGAUUACCAUGACGCACCUGGAUGCCCGUCAGAAAUCCAGCAACAAGCGGCGGACAAAGUGGGCGAUGUUCUCAAGCUAGUGGAAAGGGUACUGGCAGACGUUGACAAAGCUUUGGAAGGUCUAGACGCAGAGCUCGCACGACUCAAGGCCAAACAAAGAAGUCUUGGCCGACUUUUGACGGACCCGGACAAGCCAGAUCGACCGCAGCCUAUGACAUGCAAGAAAUAUCUGCUCCGUGGUGUUGCAACCGAGCGCGAUGUCAUAUUCGUGUGUCGACGGCAGCAGACAGAUUUGGUUGAUCUAGGAGAUUCGGCGAGUAAACGGGACCAAUGGUGGCGUCUGGCUUAUGCUCUGGGUGAAGAACAUCCAGUCAAGGCUGAGAAAAUCGAAAUGGAGCGGGUGAUGAGAGAGGUUUGGCAGGAGACAAAAACGCCACUCAUUAUUUAUGCUACAGAAGACGCCCUCAGGAUCCCAAAUGAUCCGCUUACUUUACCACUAGAACGUUUCGUCAAAGCGGACAAUAAGACGUUCCGCAACGAGCUGAACAUGGAGCGGGCCAACAAACAAGAAAACUCACCGCGAGAAUAUCAAUUCUUGGACCCUAUUUCACCAUCUAAGAGAAAACACCGAUCGUCAAGCCCAGAUUCACUCGACACUAAUCAUGCAUCUCUGGGUAGCGACGGCGACAACGCAUUCGACAAUCCCUUCGAAGACCAAGCGGCUAGCUUUAGCGUCCAAGGUGGCAAUUAUGAGCCACACGUUGUGACCACCGAUGACCUACCAGAAUUUGCAGACAUGGGGCCGGGAGACGGGACGCAACUCGAGCUUGUGCAAACGAAACCAAUAUACCGUGAGGUGGCGCCUGGACCGCCACAAGAGAUGGAGCAGCUCCCGCCGCUGCAGCCGUUCAUUGCUGCCUCGGUAAAGGGGCAUUCGGAAGAGAGCCCGAAGACGGAUAGCGUUAGGGAUGUUGAAAUGCCGAGCCUGGAGAAAGAGAGUUAG
Molecule: messenger RNA, 2664 nt
Organism: Cordyceps fumosorosea ARSEF 2679
Lineage: Eukaryota; Fungi; Ascomycota; Sordariomycetes; Hypocreales; Cordycipitaceae
Product: ubiquitin interaction domain-containing protein
Exons: 7
Coding region: 1-2664 (887 amino acids)
Biological process (GO): protein deubiquitination
Cellular component (GO): cytosol; nucleus
Source: RefSeq, a predicted model, not a curated record